UCAAAUGACGAAGGCUUCAGUUUAGAAGGCACCGUGCUUCACUAAACAACCGGCAGUCACUCUGCCAUUCCCGAAUUCGACGUGUGUAAAACGUGUUAAAGUUAGCUCAACUGACCGGACUUCAAGCCGUCAUUGUCUUGAUGUACAGGAGUUAAGUGGAUGUGUAUGUGUGAUGUACGCAUCGUGGUUUUAGCGGGGCGGUUACUUAUAACUUCAUGAAUUGUGGAAUAGCUUACUCAGAAACGCGCGUUUUGAUUGGUCGAGCUCCGCCAGAUGAGAAUCAGCUGCCAGAAGCCUGUGAUCAGCUGAGCCAAGUCACGCUGUCCUUGCACUUAUUGUGGAGCAGCAAAAUGGCGAGUAAGUUUGCGCUAUGGAAGCAAGAUGAGCCGAAGUUCCCCGACACUCUGGACGGCUUCGGAUACCGUUUUCAAGAUGGAAAACUUAGGAAUAUUGAGACGGGCCGUCCAUUUGAAUUCGUGGUCCGCGAAGGUGACCAGGCAUACAACCAGAAACAUUAUGAAGCACUUGGAGAGAUGGUAACAGAGGAAGUGUACAAGCUCUUAGAAACAGAAUGUGAUCUAAAACGAGCAGAGGUCCCGCGCAACUGCAAAGAGGACGAACCACAGACUUUUAUAUUUGCGUCAGAGGAUGUGAUGACCAACGAGAAACUCAUGGUACUCAUUCACGGCAGUGGAGUCGUGCGGGCGGGACAAUGGGCUCGCAGGUUGAUCAUUAAUGACUCCUUAGACUCAGGGACACAAAUUCCAUAUAUCAAAAGGGCCAUGAAGGAUGGCUAUGCUGUCCUAGUCAUGAACACAAACGACAAUUUUCGGAUCAAGAAGAAGAAACAAGUUCCCAUAAGAGAAAGCGAGUCCCCGGAAGACCAUGCCAUCCAUGUCUGGAAGCACUACUUGCGAGAAACCAAGGCAGAGCAUAUUGCUCUCGUGGCGCAUAGCUUUGGAGGCUGCGUCACUACGGCACUGUUUGAGAAAUUCAAAGAAGAAUUCCAGAAGCGUGUGUUUGCGGUGGCCAUGACCGACUCUGUCCAUUAUAUUUACAAACCCUCGGAGUUUAAGGAGCUGGUCAAGAUUUCAUGCAACUGGGUGAGAAGUCAGCACCAGCUGGGUACCAAGCUGGAGACAAAGCAGGGUGACAUCCAGCGAGUUUCAUCAG
Penaeus chinensis is the source of this 1173-nucleotide messenger RNA. Its product is annotated as cotranscriptional regulator FAM172A-like. Lineage: Eukaryota; Metazoa; Arthropoda; Malacostraca; Decapoda; Penaeidae. Gene Ontology annotation, cellular component: nucleus. The record is from RefSeq and is a predicted model, not a curated record. Gene Ontology annotation, molecular function: siRNA binding. Gene Ontology annotation, biological process: regulatory ncRNA-mediated heterochromatin formation.